Messenger RNA from Clupea harengus (Atlantic herring), 1336 nucleotides. RefSeq names its product TBC1 domain family, member 7 (gene tbc1d7). The record is from RefSeq and is a predicted model, not a curated record. Gene Ontology annotation, biological process: negative regulation of TOR signaling; activation of GTPase activity. NCBI's taxonomy places the organism in Eukaryota, Metazoa, Chordata, Actinopteri, Clupeiformes, Clupeidae. Gene Ontology annotation, molecular function: GTPase activator activity.
CUGGCUGUGGACGACACACAAAUGGCAAAUGUUGUCAAGUUCUGCAGUGGGGCCGCUACUAGCCAUGUUUGUGGUGAGCACGCAAGUCUUGCUUGCAAUGCCCAUACUAUUAAAAUGUUUCUAGUUUAUCGAUCGCGGUUCAAAUGGGCCUAAGGUCUGUCGUUUCUUCCGUUAUUGUUAAGGAUUUUAAGUGCUAAGGACGCUAGAAAGUACACUGGAAUCACUGGGAGCUUAACUCGGCGAUUCGCCCGUCUACGGAUCCGCUUCAAGCGCACAUGCGAACAGGAAACUCCGGGGAUGUACUGAGGCCCGGCACAGUUAUUUUGCUUUACUUCUAAACGCAACGGGGGUGGUGCUAUGGCGGACGACCCGCAACGGAACUUCCGUUCGACAUAUUAUGAGAAGGUGGGCUUCAGAGGAGUGGAGGAGAAGAAGUCUUUGGAGAUCCUGCUGAAAGACAGCCCACUGGAUGUAGAGAAGCUGAUCACCUUCAGCCAGAGGUUUCCUUUGCCUUCAAUGUACAGAAUCCAUGUGUGGAAAGUAUUGCUCGGUAUCCUCCCACCCCACAGUGACUCUCACCCCUUAGUUUCCCGUUACCGGGCAGAGCAGUACGAGGAUGUGCGUGGGGCUUUGGUCACCAUGCGAUUUGUCAAUAAGGCUACACCCUUAACGGAGCUCCACCUCCGCAUGUUCCAGUUGGAAAACCAAAUGCUGCGCCGCUGCAGUGAACUAAGCCCAGACGAUGUGGAUGAGGACUUCUUGGCCAUUGGCCAUACGAUGGAGGAGUUGGUGGAUGACCCAGUGGACUGUUACUGGCUGGUGAAAAACUUUGUCAACCAAUUCCACCACAAGUUUGGAGACUCCAUACCUCACCUGCCAAAGAGUCUGGAGCACUUCCUGUCUCAGGAGGACAACGCUCUGCUGACUCAGCUGCGUACUUCCGGUUGCCUAGCAACGUUGCCAUAUUCGCUCUGGUUCAAGCGCUGCUUUGCUGGCUGCCUACCAGACACCAGCCUGCAGAGAGUGUGGGACAAAGUGAUAAGCGGCUCCUGUAAGAUCCUUGUUUUUGUUGCCAUGGAGAUCCUCCUGACCUACAAGAUCAUGCUGAUGGGCAUGAAGCCUGAGGGCGUGGCCAACUUCCUGUGCAAUAUGCCUCAGGAGAACACAGACGCCAUUGUGACCAAAGCCAUAGACCUGUGGCACAAGUACUGUGGAACACCCAUGCACUCAGUGUAACACACACACACACACACACACACACACGAUACACACACCUGUUGUUCCACUGUGUAACAUGUAACUGACUUCUGAAAGAGUAAAAAGAAAAAAACUAUCA